Messenger RNA from Aphanomyces astaci, 1698 nucleotides. RefSeq lists its product as hypothetical. The transcript has 4 exons. Lineage: Eukaryota; Oomycota; Saprolegniomycetes; Saprolegniales; Verrucalvaceae. The record is from RefSeq and is a predicted model, not a curated record. Bases 20 to 1675 code for a protein of 551 amino acids.
CAUUUUUUGCAACACAGACAUGGGCACGAGGAAGGUCGUUGCUCUACCGGUAGUGGGGCGAUGGACAGCUGGCUUUCAACGAUGGAGUAGCAGCAGUGCUAUUUCCGGCGACGUGUAUGCUCAGAAGCUUCAGCAUCACUUGUUGGAUGGAGAGUUCAAGUCUGCAAUGGAAAUGUACAAGCUGACAACGCAGGAGACGCCGCGGAGUUUGCAGACGGUGAUGACACUCAUUGAGCGACUGGCCUUCAAGAAGGAUGCAUUCCAUGUCCAACGAAGCACGAUUGGGUUCUUCUUGAAACAGCAGCGUAAACUCGCUGGUCCUCUCCUUGCGGCAUACCACGACCUGAACGUGGUGCCGCCUCCGUCAGCCUUCCGCGAGCUGCUCUUGUUCCUUGUCCAGUCGAACGACAGACCGCGAGUUGUACAUGCCUUGCAUAUGGCGUUGGAGCAUCGCAUCCCCGUCGCCGCGGAUGCAUUCCAUCAGUUCUUUCUCGUCGAUCAUGAAGAAGGCAAAGACCAUGGCGCCACUGCCGUCGAUAAACGCGACCUGCAUGUGUUGACCGCGUUGUUUGUGCAAUGUUGCGAUGCUGGUUUGGUAACACCAUUGACCUAUCCAGGCUUGGGCGAUGCCAUCAUGUCGUCCUGCUUUCGAAGGGACAUGGACGAUGUCGCAGCCGCUUGCCUUCAAUUGCUACCUCGGAAUGCCAUCCAAAGCCCUGCACACAAGCCCCUUCUCUCCAUCUUCCACGGUCGUUCCGACGUAUCACCUGCGACUCGGCAAGCAUUGUACGAGAGUCUUGUGCACUUCUACGACCACCAGGACCGACACUAUGCCUGGCACAUCUUUCAAUUGAUGGACAAGCAUGACCUCGUCCUGCCGCCGCGGCUACUGCAAGACAUUGCAUUGGCCAUCCUCAAGCAAGGGGCACGCAAGGACGCCAUAGACGCUGUCAUCGAGCAUGCCAUCCGUCACCAUGUCCGCGUUCAUGAUGCGGUGCUUGCGAUGGGACUCGAACAGCCUCAUGCAGCCCUGGACUGGGCACGCCGCUAUCUCGUUGUCCUCCAACAUGGACUUGCCACGUCGACGUCCACGGCGCUGCUGUUCGAUGCUACGCACAUAGCGCUACUCCACGGCGAAUUCAAUGUGGCCACAGCAUUGCAUGCGCUGCUGCUACAGGCGGAAGGAGAACUCGACUCUCCCGGCCAUCGACGCCUCCAUCUGACGAUUCAAUCUAUCGACCAGGUUGGACAACGACUCGACGAAGGUGAUGCUACCACGUCGAAACUACUCGUGGACGUGCUUAUUCGUCAAGAACCAAGUCGGGUAAUGGACCUCUUCCAUCGACUACUCGCCUCUGAACAUGCACACGCCGACCUGCGUACCGCUUCGCUUCUUGAAGCAAUGCUGAUCGCCGCCCCCACCUCCGCAGACACCGUCACCCUCCUUCGCCAUGCGAUAACCCGCAGCAUUUUCGUCCCUGCCUCUGUGGUUGAGUCGUGCGUGGCCAAGUUCUCGAGUCCUUCUGGUCACGACGACCUCGUCGCUUGCGUUGUUGACCUCGUCACCGCCGACCUGGUGCCAUCCACGGAGGCACUGAAGCUGCUGCUCGUCAAGUCCGACAAUGGCAGUCGGCCCGCUUCGCCUGUAGUUUCCGAUUCUCCUGCGACCUCGUAAUGAACUUUUUUUAUUUGUUGCAA